AGAAAAAAUAAUGUCGAAAUUUCAAGUAUCAAAGUGGCAAAAAUUAUAAUUGUCGUAAUCUCGAAUAAUUUUUAACUUGUGAAAUGUUGUUUCGAACGAGAUUGGCGAAUUAAUUUUUUUAAUCGUUUCGAUAUCAAAAUCGUCCAAAGAUGUACGUCUGCCCUCCAAUGCCACCCGCACCCUGCCCACCGAAUUGUCCACCCCCAAAGCCUCGAGAUGCCCCCACGAAAUAUUUUCGAGAGAUUGGAACGGCCAUGAUCGGGAAUCAAUUGAUAAUUCGCGUGGAAAGGCAUAGGGGGAAGGCGAAGAAGUUGAAAGAUUGGGAUCCUCCGUGUGAUUGCGACCUGGAGAUAGUAAGGCCGACGAGCAAGGAGGGGCCGAAGAUAUUGAAGGGUGCCGACAAUAAUCGGAUCCUGUUUCGCGUCGAGCGGUCGGAGACCUCGAAGGACGAAGAUCAAGAUACGGCACAAACCAUUUCUUACGAGGUCGGUGAGUGCAAAGGAGGUCCGAAGACGAACGAUCAGUGCAGAACUUUCACCAUUUACCCCGUAUUUAACGGUACCGGGGUACAGCAGAUACACACGGAUCGCGUGACCGAAGGGAAUGAGAAUGUGUUCAUGUUAAGAAUGAAAAAGAAGAAUAAUUCCUCGAUCGACCAGCCGAGGAAGAACAUAGAACUCGAGGUGAGGACACCGAAACCGCCAACGCCUCCUCCGGAAAAACUGGAAAAACCCUUGUUCGUGAACGAAGAUUGCGUGAAACUCGUUACAAAGGAGGAAGUACCGGAGAUUGAACCGAAGCAAGAAGUAAAAAAAAAGAAAAAAAAGAAGAAGAAAUGAUUUAUAUAAUUUUUUUUCUAUUCUUUCCCGAUUAUUCCAAAUUUUUUAAUGUACACAUAUAUACUCCUUCUACUGCUAUUUAAUUGACGAAGUAUUAAUUAGUCAAGACAAUAGAAAUUGAGAAGAUCUUAUAACACAAAUUACAAUUAUAUCAAUCUCAUCUUGAUUUAAAAGCACUUGGCGUUAUAUUUUAUUUAUCCAACUAUCUUGUGAUACAAUGCACACAUUUAAGACGUAAAAAAAAAAUUCCAAAAAUCAUGGAAACUCUAAAAAAAAAAAAAGUUUUGAAGGAUCACUUAAAAAAAAUUGAUAUCACAAGUGUCGACACUUAACAGAUUACUACCGCGACGAAUUUGCAGGUACACCAACCAUUAUGGCGGACAAUCGAGGUUACUGAACGAGAUUUCUGAAUGAGAUCUUUCAGUUUAGGAUUCAUGAAUGAAGUUCGCAAAAGCGCGAUUCUACGAUGCGUAAAAGUGCACGAGUCAGCGUUCUCGUUCCUCAUUCAUCCACGGCACAAGCAUCCGUGGAAAAUUGCUUCGUUACGGGCAGACGAGUUCGUAUUUGCUGAUUUUUUUCCUCGAAGAUGACUUUCGUUGGGAAACGAAACGAUUGUUGACUCUUCUCAUUGUGACCGUUCGAAAUAUCCUUGUAAUUGGUCCUAACUCUUUCCAUCAUCCGUCAUAGCAACGUGAUGAUCGCUCGCGUGAAUGAGGAGGUCCUGCAAUUGAGAAACUUUCAGAAUAAACGGAACACGAUUGUUACACCAUGAUUUUUGUGAAUUAUGUAUCAUUAUGGGGAGAAUUUUCUUUUUUUUUCGAAUUCUAUUAAAUUUUUAAAUUCCUGAAAUUAUUAGAUGUAAUUUUACUCUACGAAAAAUAUAUCUAAUAAUUAUGAACAGGGAGACAAGAGUCACAAUUUGAUUAUUAUCGAAAGAGAAAUAAAGAGAGAUUUAUAUUUUCCUCGAAUUUAAACAAUUUUCAACAAUAAAGGAACAGGAUUGACUCGAAAGUGAUCCAAGAAAGAAAAAAAAAAGGUAGCGGGAUUAAUUUACCAUCUCGCUAUACAUCGUGAAGGCUACCUACUCGAAUGAAUCGACAACAGAUUGUCCAGUUCCGCCUAUAAUCGUUCUUUAGAAGGAACAUCGAUCGUUUCAUUUUUCAUCGAACGAAGAGUAAGUCCCACCUACGAUAUGUCCGUGAUUCCACGUGAUGUUACGCUGAAAUAUCGUCUUCAUUCGGUUGUCCUUCAUUGUCUGCCGGCCUCUGUAUUUUUUUCUUAAUUCCCUGACACGAGAAACGGGGCACCGGUGGGCGGGUGGCUUAUUCCUGAAAAAAGAGUGAAUGGCGUGGUCCAAGUCGAGGUCUAUUCGGGACAGCACCUGACUCUUCGACUUCUUUUUCGAUCGUGAGAAUCGGUUCGAAGCCUCGAUUAUUCGGCCUCGAUUCGAUGUCGUGUCAAGAGAGAGAGAGAGAGAGAGAGAGAGAAAAGAACGAAGGAAAAUCGAGGGAAGAAUGCGCGUCUCUUUUUUGAACGUUGGGCGCAGUUCUCGAGAGGAAAAGUGGUGGUGGAAGAUCGAGAGAGAGAGUAAUUUAAUGGGGGGAGGAUAUUUGAUGGUCUUCAAGGUGGUCGAGGAAACUUUUGCAACCUCGAUUCGAAAAAUAAGAAAAUACUUUUAGAAUUCUUAACCUUAGAAUCGAGUGUUAAAAGAUAAAUAUUUUUUAUGAAAAUUGGUAAAGAAGAAAAAUUCAAAGUUUUUUUUUUAUUUAAUUCAUUCGAAAAUAAAAACUCUGUUGAAAAUUUUUGAUAACAAAAUAUUUUAUCUUUCUUUAAGAAAUUGAAUAUCUUAAUAAAAUCGAACGUUCAUACUCAUUAAAUUUUAUUGAUAUUAUUAUUAUUAAUAGUUCAACGAGCAAGGAACGAGUCAAUUUAUUAGAAAAGAGAGAAAAAGGUUUACAACGGUACUUAGGCAACUUGCCUCAGGUAGAACCAAUAGGAUUUUUAGUCGCCACAGGUGCCGAUCGCGCCCUUUUCUAGGCGUGGAUUUAGCUUUAAUACCAUCGAUCCAUUUUCCUAUUGAAUAUAUCCUUUUCACUGGAAACUGACUAACGGUUGACUUUUGAACAGCGAUUUAGAUAAUUACCAAUAAUCCA
Messenger RNA from Apis cerana (Asiatic honeybee), 2992 nucleotides. RefSeq lists its product as uncharacterized. NCBI's taxonomy places the organism in Eukaryota, Metazoa, Arthropoda, Insecta, Hymenoptera, Apidae. The record is from RefSeq and is a predicted model, not a curated record.